Molecule: messenger RNA, 1149 nt
Organism: Selaginella moellendorffii
Lineage: Eukaryota; Viridiplantae; Streptophyta; Lycopodiopsida; Selaginellales; Selaginellaceae
Product: auxin-induced protein PCNT115
Exons: 5
Coding region: 42-1091 (349 amino acids)
Cellular component (GO): cytoplasm
Source: RefSeq, a predicted model, not a curated record
AUAUAUGUAAGCGAUAUGAUCACAAAUCUCAAGUAUACAUCAUGGCUAUGGAAGUUCCAAAGGUGAAGCUUGGCUCUCAAGGCCUAGAAGUCUCAAAGCAGGGAUUGGGGUGCAUGGGAAUGUCCAUCAAUGGUUACGGCCCUCAAAAGCCUGAGCCGGAGAUGAUUGAUCUCAUCCGCAAGGCUGUUGAAUCGGGGGUCACUUUUCUCGACACUUCUGAUGUCUAUGGACCGUAUACCAACGAGAUCCUCGUCGGAAAGGCGAUCAAAGGAAUUCGUGACAAGGUCCAAAUCGCAACCAAGUUUGCAAUAGCUUUCGACCAUGAAAACUGGAGCAGCAAUGUCACAAUUCGGGGGGAUCCGGCUCAUGUUCGUGCUGCUUGCGAGGCCAGCUUGAAGAGGCUCGAGAUCGACUGCAUUGAUCUCUACUAUCAGCACCGGGUCGAUCCCAAAGUUCCAAUCGAAAUCACAGUGGGAGCGAUGAAAGAGCUCGUCAAGGAGGGAAAGGUGAAGUACUUGGGGCUCUCGGAAGCAUCAGCCGCUGAUAUUCGUCGAGCUCAUUCGGUUCAUCCCAUCACCGCUGUUCAGAUCGAGUGGUCUCUUUGGACCCGAGAUGUCGAGGAGGAGAUCAUUCCAACUUGCAGGGAGCUCGGGAUUGGCAUUGUUAGCUAUAGUCCACUCGGACGAGGCUUCUUCUCAGGGAAGGCUGUGGUGGAAGAGAUUGGCGAUGACGAUUUCCGCAAAACGGUUCCGAGGUUCCAGGGAGAGAACUUGGCGCACAACAAGAUUUUGUACGAGAAGCUCUGCAAGAUAGCUGCGGGGAAGAAGUGCAGUCCCGGGCAGCUUGCUCUUACCUGGGUCCAACACCAAGGCGACGACGUUGUUCCCAUUCCAGGCACUACUAAGCUCCAAAACUUCGAAGAGAACCGAGCUUCCCUCCGAGUCACUCUCUCCAAGGAAGAUAUGGACGAGGUCGAGAGCGUAGUUUCGGUUGAUUCCGUCAAGGGAGAGAGGUACAGCGACGUCCAUAUAACUAAUACAUGGCGUUUGACUUCCUCGCUGCCUCUCUCAGCUUGGAAGAGUAGCGUUUAGAAAGGCCUGGAACUCAUAAAACAAUAAAGGAGUGUUGAAAAAGCAAUCUCAUCCCAAA